Molecule: messenger RNA, 1670 nt
Organism: Zychaea mexicana
Lineage: Eukaryota; Fungi; Mucoromycota; Mucoromycetes; Mucorales; Lichtheimiaceae
Product: MFS transporter-like protein
Exons: 13
Coding region: 63-1571 (502 amino acids)
Biological process (GO): transmembrane transport
Cellular component (GO): membrane
Molecular function (GO): transmembrane transporter activity
Source: RefSeq, a predicted model, not a curated record
GAUAAUUUCAUCUCUUUUUCUUUCCUCCUUUUCUCCUGAUUUAGUCAUAUACUAUAUUCAUCAUGUUGACUGACGAAAAGACAAAAGUGGCUAAUGGAAAAAGCCAAACAGCACUGGAAAAAGUAAUCAGUAGUGAUGCGGAUCAGCCUCCCACGCUGGAGUUCAGCGAGGAAGAACGCAAGGCAAUCGAGAAGAGGCUCGUUCGUAAAAUCGAUUUGAGAGUAAUUCCAUGGGUGGCGCUAUUAUAUCUCAUGCUCAGUUUGGAUCGAAACAAUAUCGGUAAUGCUAGAUUGGGUACUCUAGAAGCCGACUUGAAUUUGCAAGGAAACGACUAUUAUACGGCGUUGACGAUCUUUUUUGCUGGUUAUGUGAUUUUUCAUAUUCCUUCCAACUUGAUGGUAAAAUGGUUACUUCCAUCGCGUUGGAUUUCAGCUACUAUGAUUCUGUGGGGUAUCUGUUCUAUUUGUCAAUCAGCAACGCACAAUGCUGCAGGUUUGAUCGCGUGCCGCUUCUGGCUAGGCGCAUUUGAGACAGGUGUUGGUCCUUCGACACCGCUCUUUUUAUCGUUUUGGUAUCAGCGCGAAGAGUUGGCAUCGCGUGUCGCAUUAUAUUUCGGCUCAUCAACAGUAGCUGGCGCCUUUUCAGGGGCUAUUGCCUACGGAGUCCUUGGAAACCUGAGCGGAGCCCAUGGUUUGGCCGGGUGGAGAUGGCUGUUUAUCAUUGAAGCAGCACCAACAAUCCUUUUCGGUUUUUUGAGCUUCUUCAUCUUACCGAACCUUCCCGAAACUGUGGGAACUCGAUGGUUGUCCCCCGAGGAAAAGGCCGUGGCCAUUGAACGAACGCGUAAAGGUGGAAACACGGAUAACAAGCCGUUCGACAAGCAUCAGUUUUUGGGCGCUAUCAUUGAUUAUUACAACUGGCUAGCAUUCAUUAUCUAUAUCGGCUUGAAUGUGGCAUUGGCAAGUUACUCUGUGUUUCUCCCCACCAUUAUCCGUGAUUUAGGAUUCAGUGCGUUGGAUGCUCAGUUACUCUCAAUUCCACCUUAUGUGGCCGCUGCUGUCCUUGUUUUCCUUGUCUCCUGGAACUCAGAUCGCACACUUCAACGCGGCUAUCAUGUGGCAUCUGUUUCGGCUCUGGCUAUCAUCGGCUAUAUCUUCUUGCUUGCGACAGUCAAUGUCGGCGUACGGUAUGCUGGUGCUGUCUUAGUAGCUUGUGGUAUUUACCCUAUCAUUCCUUUAACACUAUCUUGGGUAUCCAACAAUAACUUGGGCCAUACAAAGCGUGGUGUUGCCAUCGCCCUGACUAGCAUGUGCGGACAGUGCUUCAGUAUGCUAGGAACUCAGAUUUAUAAAACGGAAGACGGCCCACGAUAUAUCCGAGGUCACGCCGUUUGCCUGGUGUUCAUGUGCUUAGCUGGGUUGUCUGCCAUUACGUUACGAUUCUUAUUGAAACGCGAAAAUGAUCGUCGUGACCGAAAGUACGGUGUUCCCGAAUCGAUGGAUUUGAGUGAGGAUGUUGAUAGUGACGAGCGAUUGUACGAGAAGAACUCCAACUUCCGUUAUGCCUUGUAGUAGUUCUGCAUUCUUUUGUCUAUAUAUUUACUUACCCACUGUAUUAUCAUCAUAUUUCGCGUACACGGAUAGCAAAAGUUAACCUCUCUAUAAUCACUU